UGUCCCUUGGGGACUGCACUGUUCACACUCGUAGCUUUAAAGCUUUUGCUCUACUACAGUGUGCUCUCUUUCUCUCUCUCCCAACAAAAAGCAAAGUCUGUUUCUUGAGAAAAAUCUCAUUGCCCCUCUAAUUGCUGCUGAGCAAGGCUGAUAGGUGACACAUUGUAAUUGAGAAAUGAGAGGUCCUUUAGGGGCAGUAAUUGGAAGAUACCCAUCAAGUGAUGGAAGUACCCAAAUGGGUGGAAUCAUUAGGCACAACAGGAAAUGCAGGGAUAUUGUGUUUCUUGUGAUCUUUACAGCCUUCUGGGUUGCCAUGAUCGUCAACUCCAGCUUUGGAUUCAACCAAGGAAACCCAUUGAGGCUCACAUAUGGGCUGGACUACAAAGGAAAUGUGUGUGGACACAAGCAUGCAUAUCCUGGUCUUCGUGAACUGGAACUCAGAUAUUGGUUAAACCCUAACCAGGUUUACCAAAGUGGGUUGAAGGACAGCCAGUUCAAGUUAGUCAAUGCACGGAGUAUAUGCUUAUUGGAUUGCCCUAUCCCUUCUGAAGAUUCACUUAAUUGGGUAUGUGAUUAUCCAGAAGGAGAUAUCCAUCUUUCAAUGGAUGAUUGGAUUGAUCGAAAUUAUGAUUACUAUGAGUUCCUUACACCAGAAAUGAGAAAUACCUCUCUUCAACUUCAGGGUCCUUGUUACCCCGUAAUAUUUCCAAGUGUAAAUGUUUAUUGGAGCUGCCAAUUUAUUGCUCGUGCAUCAAACAUAUCUUUAAGGCAUUGGCAGCAAAUGGGUGGAGUAAACAUCAAUGAGGACAUUGUCAUAGAUAAAUCCAUCCACAGCUCCAUUAAUUCUCGGUCAUCUGUUUUAAAGAGAUACAUGGCUGAUAUUGGAAAGUCAUGGCCAGUGCUGAUUGUUUGUGGAGGAAUUGUGCCGCUCUUUUUAUCAGUGAUUUGGCUGCUAAUGAUUCGGCAUUUUGUUGCUGCAAUGCCUUGGAUAACUGUUGCCCUUUUUAAUAUUCUCAUAAUAUCAGUCACAAUGUUCUAUUACUUAAAAGCUGGAUGGAUUGGAAAUGAUGCCAUUACUCCCAUUAUUGGUGCACAUGAUCCAUAUGUUCAUGUAUCUGGAAGGGAGUUGCAUCAUCUCCGUGCGGUUGCUGUUCUUAUGACCUUUAUUAUGGUCGUUGCUGUUCUUACAUCAAUUGCUAUAGUCCGCCGUAUUCUUAUGGCCACAUCUGUCCUCAAGGUUGCUGCAAAGGUUAUUGGAGAAGUUCAGGCGCUCAUAAUAUUUCCAGUCAUACCAUAUACCAUCCUUGCAAUUUUCUAUAUGUUCUGGCUUUCAGCUGCUCUCCACCUGUUCAGUUCUGGUCAGGUCCUCCAGAAUGACUGUAAUUCCAACUGCUGUGCAUAUGAUCUUGUGUCUAAAAGGGUGAACUGUGAUCGUUGCUGCGGUUAUAGCAUUCAUUACACUCCUCAUAUUGGAGUUGCCAUUCUAUUUCACUUAUUUGGGUGUUAUUGGGCUACACAAUUUUUUAUAGCAUGCUCUUCAACUGUGAUUGCGGGUUCUGUUGCUUCCUAUUAUUGGGCUCGUGGUGAAACAUCGCCGGAAAUUCCAUUCCUUCCAGUCUUUUCCUCCAUGAAGCGGCUUAUCCGAUACAGCCUUGGGUCUGUUGCUCUUGGCUCCCUGAUUCUGUCAUUUGUGGAAUCAAUCCGUUUUAUGCUUGAGGCAAUUCGUCGGAAACUGAAAGUUGCUGGUACAGCCCCUGAUAACUGGUUUGGGAAGGUGGCAUUCCAUACUUCUAGGUUUUGCUUGAGAUGUAUUGAGUGGACAAUCAAAUCAGUGAACCGCAAUGCAUACAUAAUGAUUGCUAUAACAGGUAAAAGCUUCUGUAAGGCUUCUGCCAUCUCAACAGAAUUGAUCAUCAAUAACAUCCUUCGGAUAGGGAGGGUCAAUGUGAUUGGAGAUGUUAUCCUGUUCCUCGGAAAAUUAUGUGUUAGCCUUGCAAGUGCACUGUUUGCUUUCCUUAUGUUGGAUACACACAAAUACAAAUCUGCUCACAACAAGAUCUCAUCUCCUUUGUUUCCUGUAUUGGUUUGCUGGGGUCUUGGUUAUGUCGUUGCAACCCUUUUCUUUGCGGUGGUGGAGAUGUCAAUUGAUACUAUCAUUCUAUCCUUCUGCCAGGAUUCCGAAGAGCACCAAGGCACUGCUCAAUAUGCUCCUCCCCUUCUCAUUGAAACUCUAAAUGACCAAAAUGAGAUGCAGAGACUUACUCAGGGGCCUCAAUGAAAUUCCUCAGAGCAAGAGCAUAGUUUUCCUUUUCUAUAAGGUGUUUUUGUUCUUCUUUACCGUUCCCACCCUAGUCCUAAAUUUUUGAUUUGUAUUGUAUAUAUUUAAGUGCUAGGCAAAAAGCUAGAAAGAAAAGGGUGAAAUCAUAGUAUCUAAAUUUAUUGGGUGAGAGCAAGAAAAUAGUAGAAAAUGAUCGAUGAGAUUUUAUGAAUGGCUUUAACAUUUUUAUUUUC
This is a messenger RNA of Ziziphus jujuba (common jujube), 2511 nucleotides long. Its product is annotated as choline transporter protein 1. Gene Ontology annotation, cellular component: membrane. The transcript is spliced from 10 exons. The record is from RefSeq and is a predicted model, not a curated record. Gene Ontology annotation, biological process: transmembrane transport. Gene Ontology annotation, molecular function: transmembrane transporter activity. Lineage: Eukaryota; Viridiplantae; Streptophyta; Magnoliopsida; Rosales; Rhamnaceae. The coding region runs from base 176 to 2278 and encodes 700 amino acids.